ACAUCCUCCGGUAGCAUCACAGCGCUCACCGACACACGACCGGGGAAGAUGGUCGCGGUGCACACGUCCCCCAACUCGUCUCCGACGGCGGAGUGGAUCGGCUGUCUGGAUAAAAGGCCUUCGGAGCGUUCGGGAGAGGAUGUUGACAUCAUUCUGACCAGACUGAGAGAGGUCAAAGCUUUCCAUAGGUUCCCAGCUCCCCUCUUACUGCAGAUCUGUGCCUCGGCCUUCUAUGAAUGCCUGGAGAAAGGCAUCACGUUGUUUCGACAGGGGGACAUAGGCACCAGCUGGUAUGCUGUCCUAUCUGGCUCUCUGGAUGUCAAAGUGUCCGAAACGGCAAACCACCAGGGGACCUCGAUGUCCUCUGAGUGCAACUGGGAUGCCCGGCCAAACUACAACUCCUUGGAACGUUCCAAAGACAGCAUCUCGAAGGAUGUCCAAGAGUAG
Notothenia coriiceps (black rockcod) is the source of this 447-nucleotide messenger RNA. Its product is annotated as rap guanine nucleotide exchange factor 4-like. Lineage: Eukaryota; Metazoa; Chordata; Actinopteri; Perciformes; Nototheniidae. The record is from RefSeq and is a predicted model, not a curated record. The coding region runs from base 49 to 447 and encodes 132 amino acids. The transcript has 4 exons.